This is a messenger RNA of Oncorhynchus masou masou (cherry salmon), 551 nucleotides long. RefSeq names its product SUMO-activating enzyme subunit 2-like. The transcript is spliced from 4 exons. NCBI's taxonomy places the organism in Eukaryota, Metazoa, Chordata, Actinopteri, Salmoniformes, Salmonidae. The coding region runs from base 120 to 551 and encodes 143 amino acids. The record is from RefSeq and is a predicted model, not a curated record.
CAACAGCAAGUUUCUGUCUGACUUUAGGAUAUGACAUGGUAGCCGUCUGCAAGUGGAUGACUUUCGGCAGGAUUACACACUCCUGGUUAACGUGAUUCACUGUGAGGACUUGGAGAAGGAUGUGGAGUUUGAGGUGGUGGGUGACGCCCCUGACAAAGCCCCAACCCCACCCAGCGGCACAAGAGGACAAGAAUGUUGCCAACGGCAACAAAGAGUCUGCAGAACCGUCCACCUCUUCCAACGCCCCUGCUGAGCAGGAUGAUGUUCUGAUAGUUGAUUCGGACGAGCCGUCCUCCAGCACUAUGGAUGUCCGCAUGGAGUCAGGAGGCCACAAGAGGAAGCUCCAUGAUGCUGAGACAGGCAAGGCUUCAGCCAAGCGCCAACGCCUGGAUCAGCUAUACAGCUGGAUCAGCUUUGUGGGCUAUACUCAGCCUUGUCUCAGGAUGAUCAAUCAAGCGAUAGUGUGGAGAGAGCCAGCCGGCAGCCAUCCGAAACUGUCAGUGUGGAAGAAGAGGGGCCAUAACGCAACUCCCGUUGUUGUUUCUGACUGA